Molecule: messenger RNA, 702 nt
Organism: Necator americanus (New World hookworm)
Lineage: Eukaryota; Metazoa; Nematoda; Chromadorea; Rhabditida; Ancylostomatidae
Exons: 2
Coding region: 1-702 (233 amino acids)
Source: RefSeq, a predicted model, not a curated record
AUGACCGAGUCCACCGACGCCGGACGUCGCGACUCUGACCACCGUCCAGUUCUUCCCAGCUUCAAGACACGGUUCCACAAGAGAAACCGAGGAGUUCCUCUUCAACCGAAAAUCGACUUGGCAGGUUUGAAAGACGAUGAAUGCAGAACAAAAUUCCGCCAACGUGUGUCUAUUUGUGUUGGAGUACGGACCAGGAAGAAGCUUAGCGAUGCGGAUUCCUUCAUAAAGUGCAUCAAGGACGCUGCAAGGGAAACGCUCCCGGUUCUAUUGCCGCGAAAGAAGUUUGUCUUUGCAGAAACAGAAUCCACGUACGAUUUUGUAUGUGUCGCGCGCAGCGCUGGUGACUUCAACCAGGAAAAGCGUCUUAGAAGGAGGCUGCGUCGUCAACUGCAACAAGACCGCGAAAACGAGUGGACGUCAAGAGCGAUGGAGUUUGAGAAGGCGUGGGAGGACAGCAACCCGCGGAAAGCCUAUGCUCUAUUAAAACAAUAUUGCGGCAAAAUGAAAAGAUGUUCUCCUGUCCUCAACACUGUCAAUGGAGUUGCUGUCGGUGAAGCAACAAUUCCAAUUUGGAGAGAACACUUCAAGACCUUGCUGAACCGAUUAGCAUCGUCAGCUCUUGAACUCAAGCACGUUCAUACAUCGACAUAUGCGGUUAACGAGGAACCGCCGACCGAGUCGGAGGUUCUAGUCUGUAUUUAA